AUGUCCUCCGCCGGUGCACAGAGCCCCGAGUACCAGCGGGGAGUCAGCGAUGCGGAGAGGCAUCGAAAGGCAACGGAGGAAAACUGGAUACGGCCGGCCCUUGGCCCAAUCGUGUGGCUGGGCGUGCCUUUCUUGUUGGCGUGGCUGCACAUGCGCCGUGUCUCGCUGGGCAGUCCGUUCGGCAGCAGAUCCCCCAGCGGCAGCGGCAACCCUUUCCAGGACAUAAUGGCUCAGAUGAUGCCCAUUAAGAAACGCCAGUUUCGUGUCGACGUGAAAGGCACCAGGUUCUCCGACGUCGUUGGCAUCCCGGAAGCGAAGGCCGAGGUACGCCAGUAUGUCGACUUCCUCACGGAGCCGAACAAGUUCACUCGUCUUGGGGCGCGGCUGCCGAAGGGAUGCCUCUUGACGGGAGAGCCCGGCACGGGCAAGACACUGCUGGCCAAGGCUGUCGCCGGUGAAGCAAACGUGCCUUUCUUUAGUUGCAACGGUGCGGAUUUUAUUGAGAUUAUGGGUGGCAGUGGACCAAAGCGGGUGCGUGAGCUCUUCGAAGAGGCGCGGGCGGCCGCGCCAGCAAUCGUUUUCAUUGACGAAAUUGACGCCAUCGGUUCCCGCGCCGGUAAGCAGGGUGGCUCCGUCAGCAGCGAGGAGAAUCGCACAAUCAACCAGCUGCUCGCCGAGUUGGAUGGGCUUAGCACGAGCGCCGACCCGAUCGUUGUGCUGGCCGCCACAAACUUCCAGGACAACAUCGACAAGGCGCUGCUGCGCGAGGGUCGCUUCGACCGCAAAGUCGCCAUUGAGAUGCCCGACCUCGCAGCCCGCCGAGAGCUCUUCGAGCACUACCUCAGUCGUAUCUGCACUGGUGACCCAAACGGCCGCACAAAGGACGAGGAGGGCAGAGAUCUGGUGCUGGACACCAGUGUGAGCAACAAGGCUUUGGCAGAUGAGCUGGCGGACCUCACGCCAGGGCUAUCUCCGGCCACGGUGGCCACGGUGGUAAACGAGGCGGCACUGCAGAGCGGAAUCGCCGGUAAGCCGCUCGUGCAGCUGCCGGAUCUGCUGGAGGCACUGGACAACACCCUCAUGGGCCGAAAGCACCGCAAUCGCCAAAGCGACCAAUCGGCUCGCCGCACCGCGCUUCACGAAGCUGGUCACGCCCUCGCAGCGUGGAUGCUGCCCACUGUGCAGAAGGUGUUGAAGAUAAGCAUCACUCCGCGCGGGAACGCGAUGGGCUACACGCAGCGCGCCGGGACUGAGUUUCACGAGUACCAAACAAACGCGACGCUCUUUGCUGACAUGGUGGUCAUGCUUGGCGGCCGCGCAGCAGAGGAGGUGAUGCUAGGCGACGUGUCGGCCGGUGCGAUGGACGACUUGCAGCGGGCCACCGACGUGGCGCUGAAGCAGAUGCUGGCGUUCGGCAUGAGCACACACACGGGGCUAUUGUCGUACCACCCCGACUACACCCAGGCAGGGCGGGACUUCACGACGUUUUCGAACGACGCCCAGUACCGCGCCGAAUUGGAGGCGCAGAAGCUCCUUGCGGCUGCCCAUUCCACUGCUGUGGACAUCAUCAAGCGCCACAAGGACAAGGUGGAGAUUAUGGUGAAGGCUCUACUAGAGAAGAAGGAGCUCUCGACACGCGAUAUUGAGCAGCUCUGGGGCCCGCGGCCGUCGACGCCGACAGUGGAGGACAUUGUGCACAAGGUCAUCGAGGUGACUGGCAGCUACGCCGAGAUCGCUGCGACCGUUGGUCCUACGGCGGCAGCCGUGGUGGCGCCAAACAUGGCGAGAGUGUGUUAG
This is a messenger RNA of Leishmania braziliensis MHOM/BR/75/M2904, 1797 nucleotides long. Its product is annotated as putative ATP-dependent zinc metallopeptidase. NCBI's taxonomy places the organism in Eukaryota, Euglenozoa, Kinetoplastea, Trypanosomatida, Trypanosomatidae. Gene Ontology annotation, biological process: mitochondrial protein processing; protein-containing complex assembly. Gene Ontology annotation, cellular component: m-AAA complex. Gene Ontology annotation, molecular function: ATP-dependent peptidase activity; metalloendopeptidase activity; ATP binding. Bases 1 to 1797 code for a protein of 598 amino acids. The transcript has a single exon. The record is from RefSeq and is a predicted model, not a curated record.